AUGAUACACUUCAAACUCUUGACAGGGCUCUUAGUCGCCUCUCUCCUAUCGAUUCCCUGGCGGGUCUCGAACAAUCGCACCGUCACCACGAUAAUCCCCGCGUUAGCCGACCCGGAGACGAUCCGCCAGCUGCUCCAAGAUCAGCCACUCUUCAUCAAGUUGAAUCCGGUGGUUACUGGCAUGAGCCUCGUGCCCACAGCACCCGAGCGAUACGAGGAUGAGUGGCUCCAGACCGCGGAGGCGGGUCCUCCAAUCCAAACCUACGUCCUCAGCCAGGUGAUCACGAUGGUGCCAGGCGCAAGCGGAUGGGGACAAAAGCAUAUCCAAUUCGAGACCUGGCUACGAGACACCCCGACCGGAGUUAAGACCCGAGCGGACGCCCCCUUUGGCGUGUCGGUGGCCAGCCACUGGGCAGUCGAGCCGACCGCGUUGUUGUCCGAUCCACAAGAUCCACAAGAUUGGCGGAUCACGGUGCAAAGAAGAAUUACAUGUGUAUGGUGGAUGAUGCCUUUUGUAGCCUACACAUACGACGAGGUCCAUGCCAGCGUCCUCCGUGACUUGACUGAGCUUGCCAGCUGA
Aspergillus uvarum CBS 121591 is the source of this 579-nucleotide messenger RNA. RefSeq lists its product as uncharacterized. The coding region runs from base 1 to 579 and encodes 192 amino acids. Lineage: Eukaryota; Fungi; Ascomycota; Eurotiomycetes; Eurotiales; Aspergillaceae. The transcript is spliced from 2 exons. The record is from RefSeq and is a predicted model, not a curated record.